AUGGGUUACAAACAUGAUCAAACUCUAUUCUCAGAGACUCACCGGCCUCCAUCUGUAAACGAGCAUCUAGAGGAGCAACCACCUCCCUCCCAGCGCCGCCCACCCCCUCCUCUACCACCCCGCGUUACCCCCGACUCACUUCCAGACCACCCCGCAGACGCCCCUCCUCCCUACACUGAGACUGCACCAAUCUAUCACUCCCAACCGUUGACCAGUUCCUGGACCGCACAAGACCCUCGCUCUUCGUCUACCCAAUCGCUCGUACCCCACAACGAUUCUCACACCGAUGGAGAUGGAAAUAGGACAGAUGGAAAAAGAACGCUGUUACUGGUGUACAUACACGGUUUCAUGGGAAACGAAACCAGUUUCCAGAGUUUUCCGGCUCACGUGCAUAACCUGGUUACGGUCAAGCUGGAGGGAAGCCAUGUGGUGCACACAAAGAUUUAUCCAAAGUAUAAGAGUAGGAAGGCGAUUGAAUACGCGAGGGAUGCGUUUGGAGAAUGGCUAAGCCCGCAUGAGGGGCGGGAUACGGAUGUCGUGCUGCUAGGGCAUAGUAUGGGAGGAUUGCUAUCUGCGGAGGUGGCUUUACUGGAAGGACAUCGAGUCUUAGGGACGAUCAAUUUUGAUACUCCGUUUCUGGGAAUGCAUCCGGGUGUCAUAGCUAGUGGGCUUGGAAGUCUGUUCAGACCAGCGCCAGAUUCUCCUGCCCCAAAAUCUGCAGAGACCAGUGCUGGAAGCCAGGACGUCACUCGAACGUCGACCAAUGAAGCCAUACAGUCUUCUGCGUCGUCUUCUUACUUUGGUUCAGAGGCUACUGUAUCUACGUUGAUACCAACGGAGUCAGGUUCCAAUACCUCAAUACCACUAUCCGCUGCUUCUGAUCUGCCGACCAAAGAUCCAAACUUCGACCCUCCUUUUGUCAAUGAUGUGCGGUUACCGCAGCGUACUGGUUGGAGCAAUGCCUGGCAUUUCCUCAACAAACAUUCUGACGAUUUGCGUAAAGCCACACAGUCGUAUGUGAAGUCUCAUCUUGAAUUCGGCGGAGCUAUGGCGGAUUAUAAUGGUUUAAAGAAUCGGUAUGGCAAGAUCAGGGACCUCGAGGAUGUUAAACCACCGCAGAGAACAAGAUUUGUAAAUUACUACACUGCAAGUACGGGGCGGCCGAAGAAGCCAAAGGAGCCAUCGCCUCUUGCAUCUCAGACUCAAACUGGUCAACUGGAUGGAGAAUCAUCACGCAUGGCACUGCAGAUACACGAGACAAGCCUCGACACUCUCGACGGUCAUUCGCCAGACAUGAGUCCUAGGAUUUCCAUCGAGAAACCGAACGACGAAGAAAUAGCCGAAGAAGACACUCAAGACCAUGACAAAGCCUUCCUCACUGCUAGCGAAGGCAUCAGCGACGAUGAAGGCGCAAUGUCUGACGUUAGCCAAGCAAUGGACCACUUGCACCCGGCUCCUGUUACAAGUGAUGAGCGGGAAGAAGAACUCGACGACCAUGAUAAGCUUGCAGCGCUCAAGCCUAGCAAUUCCGAUGCCAACUCACACCCCAGCCCUUCGAAGGCCCCGUACAUCGCAUCGACAAACCCGCCGCCCUUGAGAGCCGCACCAUCUCUCCCUCCGGUUCCCAUUGCCCCCGAAGAACCUGCCCUCUUCGACCCCACUCUCUACCCCGACAAGGAUACACGCAAACUCGCGGAAAAGGAACAUUCUCGCCAAGUCAAAGCUUAUAAGCAAGCAGUCAGAGAUCGCGACAAGGGGAUCGCUGAUAGACGGAAGCUCGUCGAGAAAAAGGAAAAGAAUGCAGCUAAGGAGAGAGAGAAGGUUGAGAAAGCAGAAGAAAAGGACAGGAUCAAAGCCGAGCAGCGUGGGAUGGAGAAAGGAGAGCGGGAGAGAGCAAAAGUUGAAAGGGAAGAGCAAAUGAAGAGCGAAAAGGAACGAUUGAAGGCCGAAAAGCAAAGAGCUAAGGUGGAGAGCGAUAAGCUCAGGAAUGCUUCUUUGCGCGAGACAAAAUCGAUGGCCGAUUCCGAUGCAGACGGUGCUGAUGCUGAUACUGAGCCCAAAGAACAGAAAGCAAAGCGAGACAAGAAAUUCUGCAUGCUACCGUCGAAGGAGAAUGGGCAGAUUGAUCCUUGCUGGGUAAGGGUCUUUAUGCCAGGCGUUGAUGAGGUGGGAGCUCAUUGCGGGCUCUUCUUGGUGGAUGGGGAGAGGUACCAGUGGUUCGUGAAUGAUGUAGCGGAGAGGAUUAAGGAGUGGGUCAAGGAGGGAGCGAGAGGUUGA
Messenger RNA from Letharia columbiana, 2277 nucleotides. RefSeq lists its product as uncharacterized. The coding region runs from base 1 to 2277 and encodes 758 amino acids. NCBI's taxonomy places the organism in Eukaryota, Fungi, Ascomycota, Lecanoromycetes, Lecanorales, Parmeliaceae. The record is from RefSeq and is a predicted model, not a curated record. The transcript has a single exon.